GCUUUUCUUUCCUCAUCCAUGUAUAAAAAAACCAUUAUCCUUGCACAAACAAGAACUCUUUUCAGAUAUACACAUUAGAGAAUAGAGAUUAUUAACAAAACAAAAAAUCAUACUCAAAAUUCAAUCAAAGAUAUGGAAUUUUUACACAAGCUGUGGGAUGAAACAUUGGCCGGUCCUACGCCGGAAUAUGGUAGUGUCGGGAAGUUGAGAAACCAUAUAUCUGGUGAAAAUGGCCACCGGAAGUUGCUUGUCAGUCUAGGUUGUGUCCCGGAUAACGGGUCAAGCAAUCUAGCUUCUCCUUUGACCCCUGGAACACCAAAUGAAACGCAUGCUACAAGUCUCAAUGCUUGCGACUGGAUUGUGCUAAACGAAUUGGACCGUUGAAAAAGAACAAAGAAUAUGAGAAGGAUCUGAACUGAAAUUACUUUUGCUGUUUACGUAAAUGGUAUGUAUAUGCUAUGUACGUAAUGGUCACUUUUGGUAUUUUUUAGAAAUUUUAAAUUUCUCCUCACGGUUUUUUUUUUCACAAUCUACAGUA
Messenger RNA from Camelina sativa (false flax), 538 nucleotides. Its product is annotated as dormancy-associated protein homolog 4-like. The record is from RefSeq and is a predicted model, not a curated record. NCBI's taxonomy places the organism in Eukaryota, Viridiplantae, Streptophyta, Magnoliopsida, Brassicales, Brassicaceae.